Messenger RNA from Triplophysa rosa, 4362 nucleotides. It is a transcript of the gene clmpa, whose product is annotated as CXADR-like membrane protein. Lineage: Eukaryota; Metazoa; Chordata; Actinopteri; Cypriniformes; Nemacheilidae. Bases 241 to 1410 code for a protein of 389 amino acids. Gene Ontology annotation, cellular component: cytoplasmic microtubule; membrane; cell surface. The transcript has 7 exons. The record is from RefSeq and is a predicted model, not a curated record.
GGAGGAGGAGAUACGCAUCUUUAUUCAAGUGGAUGAGAACUUCGGGUAUCUUUCGGGCGUUUCUGGAGGCGCGCAAGGACGUUUGGAGUUCUGAGAGAUGCUUUGCGUGAUCUCCGGUGGUGAUGUCGCUCUAUUUGCGUUCAGAACAAAACUAAGAGAUCAUUUCAAUGACUCAAUGUGCUUAUUCUGAGGACCAAAGGAGACGUUUCUGUAGGAUUCUCAGUGCAGUCCGGAGACGUGAUGUCUACGAGCACUUCUUCCGUGUUCUUGGUAUUGCUGAGUGUGCUUCAGGCAAACAGCCAGACGGAAAUGAAGAGGGUGGUCGGUGACAACGCCACGCUGCCGUGCCACCAUCAGCUGUGGCAGGCCGACAUCUCUCUGCUGGACAUCGAGUGGAUGCUGCAUAAAUCCAGCACACGGCAGAAAGUGUUGAUCACAUACUUCGCGGGUCGAAUCUAUAACCCCAACGAGAGCGAGGCGGGGCGGCUGUCCCUGACGGGCGACUACCUGAAGGGCGACGCUUCGCUUAUGAUCAGCGACCUCCUGCUCACCGACUCUGGAGAAUACAUCUGCAAGGUCAAAAACGGAGGAAAGUACUACUGGAACACGGUCAACCUCAUCGUGCUCCUGAAACCGUCAAAACCACGCUGCUGGAUGGAAGGUCGUCUCCUGGAAGGAAGUGAUGUCAGAAUGAGCUGCAAGUCUACAGAUGGUUCUGACCCCAUUAGCUACAAAUGGGAGAGAGUGUUGGACAAGGGAAAAUAUGCUGGCAAGCUGCCGCCUUUGGCCCUCAUAGAUCUAAAGAACCCGGAGAUUGUGACGUUGAGAAAUUUGUCAAGGGAAAGCGCAGGUGUCUAUAAAUGCAUGGCCAGCAAUGAUGUCGGGGAGGAAAGCUGCACUCUAGAGGUCAAAGUUCACUAUGUCCGAGGCAUGGGCGUGGUGGCUGGCGCCAUAGUGGGCGUGUCCUUCGGCGUGCUCCUCAUUAUCCUCAUCAUCUGGCUAGUUUUCCGCAAAAAGGAGAAAAAGAAGUAUGAAGAGGAGGAUGCCCCCAAUGAAAUAAGGGAGGAUGCUGAGGCUCCCAAGGCCAAGUUGGUGAAGCCCAAUUCGCUCUCCUCCUCCCGGUCCGGUAGUUCUCGCUCUGGGGCCUCUUCCACGCAGUCUAUGGUGCACAACAGCGCCCCCCGUGUGCCCAGGCCUCGACCGCCCGUUGUGGCUGCCGUCAAGGAGGGCGGACAUCCCGAAAAAUUCUCUCCGGUACCACCUGCGUACAACCACGUGGUCCCGAAACUUGCAGAGCCUGGCAGCAGCCCCAAACCCAGCCCGGCAAAGCUCAACCCAGGGAACCUGGCAAGGAUGGGUGCCACACCUGUGAUGAUUCCUGCCCAAACCAAGGCAUUCCAGACUGUUUAAGAACACCUGCGGACCAAACACACAAAUACACACAACACACAGAUAAACACACACACUGCAGUGCGCAGAUCUGAAAUCAGGAAAGUUUUCAUUUCUACGUGUCAAAUUCUUUGCAGGGAUCAGACCAUCCUUUUUUUAUUUUGAACGUCGAAUCCCUUUCAUGUUUUCUAUUGUCACGCUAAGGUUGACCUGAAGUGGAGAGGGGGGCUGUGACUUGUUACGUUAUGUUUGAACAAACCGAAGCAGAAACACAGCUCUGGCUUUACCAAACAUGUACUGUCCACGCUUGGAUAAAAUUGACAGCUUCAAAACUGAAGAAAUAUAGUGCUCUCGAGGACUCUCUCCAGCACCCGCUCAUCCGCCCCACAAGGAUUCACACCUGUCACUCAUUUCCUCGGCCAAUCGCCAUUUGCCAGGCAGCCCGGCGGGCAUUACACCUCAACAGCCAAUGGCAGGUCACCCGCUGGGCACAGACGCUACGAUUGGCCCCAAACAUGGAGAACCAACAAAACAGUAGAUUUGUUUGAUCCUCUAUAGAGAUAUAAAUGUUCAUCUUUAGUAGGCAUUUAUAAAAACUGCAUAUAAAUAUUGUGUUUAAGCAUCAACUAGCAGCAUCUAAGUCAUUUGUAAUGUGUUUCGUUCCCUUUAAAACGUUCAUUUAUAGCUGAAAAUGUUUCUUUAUGAUAAUAUAAACAGGAUCUUCAGUAAUGGGGUUGAUUAUGUCGACUGGGAAAUGCUUUGGAUGUUUGGCUCCGGUUAUGAUGUCUGGUAUUUGCAAUUGAAAUCAUAUCUCUUGUUGGUGUAUCCCAUUGGAUGCAAGUAAGAUGAGGUCGGUCCAGGCUUUUUCAGCAACGGUAUGUUAGAAACGAAUCGCUCCAUUUUCAAUCUGUCUGAAUGAUCUAAAUGAAACUGAACGAUCGGGCCCAAAACAUGUUGCAGAUUGCCACAGAAUUGGAACGCACAUCAGUUUUCAAAGUUUUCCGCAUCCCCUUCCCCAUGCAUGUUUGUUUAUUCAAAAUUUUGCCUAAUUUGAUGAUAUUUUAGAUACGUAUGUAGUACUUUCAGCUCAUUUAAAGACGUUUUGUGACAUUUAUAUUAAUUGCAUACAGAUUUUUCCCCCAAGUAGGUGAAGAAUAUCUGAAAAAUUUAAUGAUCGAUCAAUGAGCUAUCUUUUGAAUGUGUUCAAUAUUAUAUAGCUGGCUUUUGGCGAUUUUCAUUUCUCUUUCUCUUUUAAGAUUUUUGCCUUUUUCGCAAACAAUAUAUUAUUGUAUCUGCAGUAGCUUAGAAACUUUCAGUUGUUUAAAUAGCAUUUACUUAUUUUUCAACCAGCAGGUUAAAGGGAUCGUUCACCCCGAAAUGAAAAUUCUGUCAUCAUUUACUCUUGUCGUUUUAAACCUGUAUGACUUUUCUUUUUCUGAAAAACACAAAAGAAGAUAUUUUAAAGAAUAUCGGUAAACAAAAACUGUUGGUCCCCAUUCACUUCUAUUGUACGGACACCAAACCAAUGCAAGUCAAUGGGGACCAACGGUUUUCUUUUACCAACAUUCUUCAGAAUAUCUUCUUUUGUGUUCUGCAGAAAAAAGAAAGUCAUACAGGUUUGAAACGACAAGAGGGUGAGGAAACGAUGACAGAAUUUUUAUUUUGGGGUGAACAAUCCCUUUAAUUUGAUCAGCUCACUAAUGUCAUAUCUAAUCAUUUGUUUUCAGUUUACCCUCUCAUAUUUUAUACGUUUGAAUGACUUCUAGUGCUUGUAGGGGUACCGGAAUCCACGAACACACAACCAGCUGUGUUUUGAGACCACAUUUAGCAACAGCAGGGGACACAACCUCGGUUUCUUCCCCCAAAAGAGACCGUCUUGUUUUUUAUUUCAUCAGAAUGAAUUAGAUGGCUGAACAAGAUGUCCGACCUGAUUCAAAGUGACAGAUCGUGUGGGCAAUGCCUUUAAGGACAGAACAAUGUUGUUUUCCCAGACAACCUGGGAAUAUCCCGAUGCUCUAUGCAUGGAAAAAGACUUGUCGCAGCUUUUUAUGCUUGAAGAGGCACUAAAGCCUGACCUUAUUUAUCUAAAUCCUUCAAGAACUCUUAGGGUCAGCGCAGAAGAACACAUGGAUGAGCACCGAGUUUCAUUGAUUUAGCCCACAGCCCGGGCGAUUCUCCGGCUUUGAAGUCUCUUUCGGCGCACAGGAAAAGUGAGGAGAUGAAGUACGGAAGGGACUAAUGUUUAUUAGUCCUCCUUUGCCCCCCGCUGUGAAUGUGCUGCUGUUGAUAUGUGCUGAGACGCAUGGUUCAGCUGAGUUUGUGUUUGGUCAGUUCCAGCUGAGCUCUAAUGUUAAACCCUCCGCAUACAGUUGCUUGAGAGAAUGUGCAUCUAAACAUUAUUGGCAAUGGACCUGCAUGACACAGAUAGCUAGAGAAAGAAGAGUAUUUUGGCUACAUGCUAUAGCAGUACAUUAUAUUCUAAAAGUCUUAUAAUGAAAAGGUUUUGGGUUCAAAUGUUUUUGAUGUAAAUACAGAUUUUUUCGUUCUCAGAACUUUCAACAUACCGAAUAAAGAUUGAAUGAAAUGAUUUCACAGCUGUGCUCUCUAUAGUUUAGUCGGGUCAGUCUGAUGUUUUAAGACCGCAUGAGUAAGGAAACCACCAGUAUUUUUGUAAAUGUUACUGGUUUGUCAAAAGACAAAAGCCUUGUACAUAUUUCCCUUCAUUUCAAAUGUAUAUUUGUACAGUAUCUUAAUGAAUUUCUUUUGGUUUGUAAUAAAGCAUUCAAUGGCAAACCAAUGAAGAUAUUGUUCUUUUGUUCAUGCACAGUAGCUCAACUGGUGGAGAAAUGUGCUCAGUGCUUCAUUUAAUUCCAUGAAAAUUUUAGGAACUACUGGAAGUUUGAUCAUUUUUUUCUAUAUACUCAGAAAAACCAAAGACACCCAGACAAAAACAAUCUGAUAUAAGGUCACAUA